Messenger RNA from Coprinopsis cinerea okayama7#130, 867 nucleotides. RefSeq lists its product as hypothetical. Bases 1 to 867 code for a protein of 288 amino acids. The record is from RefSeq and is a predicted model, not a curated record. Lineage: Eukaryota; Fungi; Basidiomycota; Agaricomycetes; Agaricales; Psathyrellaceae. Gene Ontology annotation, cellular component: mRNA capping enzyme complex. The transcript has 5 exons. Gene Ontology annotation, molecular function: polynucleotide 5'-phosphatase activity. Gene Ontology annotation, biological process: 7-methylguanosine mRNA capping; polynucleotide 5' dephosphorylation.
AUGGCCGGUCCUUCCGAUGCACUUCCGCCUCUUUCACUCUCCAUCCUCGGAGUGGAGCCACUCGACGAAUUCAUCAAGGAAAUCGCUGAUUUUGUGCAUCAUAUGAUCAUGACCAAACCACCACAUCUGGAGGGCCUAGUGGAAGUCGAAGCAAAGGUCGGCGUGUUGCGAGAGAGGACAGGCUCCAGAAUGGUUCUACCUGUACUCGUCGAGAGCAUUUUGCAACCCGACGCUCUGGACGUACGGUUCGAAUCCAACAUGUCUGCUCAUCAACAUAAACACUUCAAUACUCUACUCAACAACCUGAAAACAUCCUCCGACUCACCGUCACAUCCUUCCACCCCAGUCACCUACUCCCACCUCUAUCUCGUCGACAGCUUUUACGCUUCAGAGCCCCUCUUUAACGGCGACGUGAGACUAAAAGGGUCGGACAAAAUACGCGUUACGAGAGACGAGAAGACACGAGAGGUUGUGCAAUGCGUGAAGAAGAUCAGGCUGGGGGACUUGAAUGUGUUCAGUCCAAAGAGAAAUGCUGAUUGGAGGAUCAGUGUAAACCUUGAAGUCCCUGUGCAACAUCCAGUAGGCACACCCACACAUACGAGGCGGAAAGAUAGGAUGUGUUAUUCCCAUGAGGAAUUCAUAAUCGACCUCACCCAGGUUGUUUCGCAGCAGGCCCCUGGUGCACCGGCCCAAACAAUGCACGAGCUUGAACUCGAAAUUGCCCGACCCGAGCUAUUAUUAGCAACAGCUGCCAAGCGCAACGAUGUCAACUACAGUGAACAUGAACGCAGCGCAUUCGACGAACUCAUCCGGGCAUUCGUAAACAACGCAAGAAUACUGGUGCGCAACUCGCCCGGAUUCGAUUAA